GUACGCCCGCGCGCUUCCGUUCUGGUCUCUCCCCUGAUGACGGGCCGGCCGGCCUCUUGGCUCUUCGUCCCCCUGCCCCUCCCCGCCCGCGGCGGCCUCUCUCGGCUACUACUUAUACAGCCAGCAACCCCCGCCCCCCUCCCUCCAUCUCUGCAACCACCACCAUCGCUUCUGCACCACACCUCUCUUUCUCUCGUACACGACUUGAUCGAGCUCAUCAUCAGCUAGCCGUCGACGUGCUCCGAUCGCCUCGGCGUGUGCGGCAAUGAGCGACCUGAGCUCGGACACCUCGUCCUACUCCUCCUCCCCCUCCAUGUCCUCCAGCUCGCGCAAGAGCGGCAAGAGUAGUAAGCGGCCGCGCCCGGACGACGGCGCCGGCGAGGGCGCGCCGCCGCCUGCGUAUCGCGGCGUGCGGAUGCGGGCGUGGGGCAAGUGGGUGUCGGAGAUCAGGGAGCCCCGCAAGAAGUCGCGCAUCUGGCUCGGCACCUUCCCGUGCCCGGAGAUGGCCGCGCGCGCGCACGACGUCGCCGCGCUCAGCAUCAAGGGCGCGCGCGCCGUGCUCAACUUCCCGGACCUCGCGCCCGCGCUCCCGCGCCCCGCAUCCCUCGCCCCGCGCGACGUCCAGGCCGCCGCCGCGCGCGCCGCGCUCAUGCAGCACAAGCACAGGCAGCAACCCGGUGGCGCCGCCGCCGGCACCGACUCCUCCUCCUCCUCCUCCCCCGUCCUCGCGCCGGCCGCGGCUUGUGCAGCAGCAGCUGCGGCGGCGGACGACGCCCAACGACCAGCUGGCUCCAAUGAUCAUCGCCACGACGAGCCGGAGCCGGAGCCGAGCCCGGAGGAGCGGCAGCCGGCGCAGGUGGAGGUGGCCGAGCUGGUGUUCGACGAGCUGGCGCCGCUCUGGGUGCAGGACGUCGUGGAGUUCGGGCCGUCCGAUCACCCGUGGACGCCCUACGAUGGGCUCGACGCCGUCGGAUUCCUGCCCCUCCUGUGGGAGUACUAGGCUGCUUUGUACGUGGCCUCCCUGUUUUUUUUUUGUUUUCCCUGGCUUGUGUGAUCUUUUUUCCCUCUAAUUGCGUGAUUUCCCUCUUUUUAUCAUUUGAUUUUUUUUGGACUGCGAGUUUGAUGUGAGGUAUAAUAGCUUUGUGAAAAUGUUGAGGCUGAUGUAGAAAAAUGUGAGUUUUACAAGGAUGCAUGUCACAAUCUUAUGGGUUCUCGUCGA
Messenger RNA from Panicum virgatum (switchgrass), 1219 nucleotides. RefSeq names its product ethylene-responsive transcription factor ERF039-like. The record is from RefSeq and is a predicted model, not a curated record. Gene Ontology annotation, molecular function: DNA binding; DNA-binding transcription factor activity. Gene Ontology annotation, biological process: regulation of DNA-templated transcription. Bases 266 to 1000 code for a protein of 244 amino acids. Lineage: Eukaryota; Viridiplantae; Streptophyta; Magnoliopsida; Poales; Poaceae. The transcript has a single exon.